GCUUUACACCUUGCUUGCUUGUACGGAAUGAAGGAGAUUGUCGAUCUCCUGAUUCAGAGGGGUGAAGAUGUGAAUGCGACAGAUCAAGAGGGUUCCACUCCCCUCCAUGACGCGUGUGCAGGCGGUGAAGCAGCCGUGAAUGUAACUCCAUUGAUCUCCUGUACGGAUUUUCAUUCACAUUGCUCCGUUCAGGUCGCAGAUUCGGACAAUGAUACCCCUCUACACAAUGCUACCAACGGCGAUCAUAUCAAGGUAGUGCAGCUGUUAUUGUCGGCAGGGGCAGAUAAGAAAGCUGAAAAUGAUGCCGGGGAGACGCCAGAAAUGUUAGCACACGAUGACAGCGUGAAAGCAUGCUUCGUAUGA
Messenger RNA from Guillardia theta CCMP2712, 363 nucleotides. RefSeq lists its product as hypothetical. The record is from RefSeq and is a predicted model, not a curated record. The annotation marks the transcript as partial. The transcript has 4 exons. Gene Ontology annotation, molecular function: protein binding. Lineage: Eukaryota; Cryptophyceae; Pyrenomonadales; Geminigeraceae.